AGAGGAAUCGAUUAGAAUUUGCAAAUGGUUCUUCGAUCUCUCACCUAAUUUUUACCCUUGGAUCGAAUAUGAAUGGACAAGCGAGCAAUUCACCUUUGAGUAUAAAGGAGAAACACACGUUCUCUGGGAUGGAUUCAUGUUACAAAUUGGAACCAGGACAAGGUGCAUCACAUACGAACAUACAAUCUAUACAGGUAAACAUGCAUCUUAACGUGAGAUAUAAAGAUCCUCAUAACCUAAAAGAGUUGUUAACCGAGUUCGAGAUUAAGAAUGGAGAAUUUGAAAACUGGAUUAAUACUAUUCCUGGUAGUUACCGAUGGUGGUUCGUUGCUACCGACCAACAGUCAAAAUUAAAAGAUAAGAUGUUGGGUGAAACAAUUUACCCAAGCGGAUUACGCUAUAAUGGUGAAAUGUUAUUAUACCUACUAACGAGUGGAAAAUUGGUCUUUGUAAAAUACUUUUUCAAAAACUACACCAAAACAAAUGCAAGUGGGUUUAAACUCGAAGAAAUCCUUGAGAAUAUAAUUGAUGAGGAUUGGUUUACUGAACAGAAGAGACAAGUUGAUUAUGAGCUUAGUGAAGAGUUGAAACCCUACCUUAAGAGAGAAAGAUUCAACAAAAUAUCUGAACUCAUCAUUGAUGAAGGAAAGAAACUUGUUAGACUAUGUAACCCAGAGCCUAAGUUGCUUAAGAAGAUCAACCAUAAAAGUGACAAGAAUUACCUUUUUCUGCUACAAAUUUUAUAUGAGCUUUUAAAAAUCGAUGAUAAGGAUCUUUCCGAUGAGGUCCUAUUUAGUAUGGGAAGAAUAUUUAGUACCACCGAAAACCUGAUCCAUGACCAUAUCGUUGCUAGUAGAUACUUUAAAGAACUGGCCGAUGAUAAAAGAUCCAAACUGCGAUUGCAAUCAGCGGAAGCAUAUGCUAACAUUAUACGUAUUAAGGCUAUGGGUAGACUGGGUGGGCCCAAUGAAGUACUUCCAUAUCUGGAAAUCGCAAUCAAUCUUAAAAAGGCAGACAUUUAUUUUGCUAUCUACUCAGUGUAUGCUGAAUUGGGUAGGAAGGAUAAUGCCA
This is a messenger RNA of Racocetra persica, 1071 nucleotides long. NCBI's taxonomy places the organism in Eukaryota, Fungi, Glomeromycota, Glomeromycetes, Diversisporales, Gigasporaceae. The record is from the annotation of a GenBank genome assembly.